Cheilinus undulatus (humphead wrasse) is the source of this 7063-nucleotide messenger RNA. RefSeq names its product unconventional myosin-VIIa-like. Gene Ontology annotation, molecular function: cytoskeletal motor activity; protein binding; ATP binding. NCBI's taxonomy places the organism in Eukaryota, Metazoa, Chordata, Actinopteri, Labriformes, Labridae. The coding region runs from base 131 to 6658 and encodes 2175 amino acids. The transcript has 50 exons. Gene Ontology annotation, cellular component: myosin complex; cytoskeleton. The record is from RefSeq and is a predicted model, not a curated record.
GUUUCCUCCUUCUUUGCUGAGACAGAUUACAGAGGGCGUCAAGACAAACAGCAGUUCCACAGCCGUUUGACAGAGUGGGAUUAAUGAAGAUAAACGGAUCGUUAAGGAAUAGGACAGUGAGAAACCGGUGAUGUUGAGAAAGGGGGAGUGGGUUUGGGUGGACUCCGACAUCGGGGUCCCAAUUGGAGCUAAGGUGAAAGUCACACCGUCAGGCCAGCGGUUACUGGUGGACGAUGAGGGAAAGGAGCAGAGUCUGUCUCCGGAGCUGGAGGCAUCUCUCAAGAUCAUGCACCCAACAUCAGUGGAGGGUGUGGAAGACAUGAUCAAACUGGGAGACAUGAACGAGGCCGGCCUGCUCAGAAACCUGCUGCUCCGUCACAAACGAGGCCAAAUCUACACCUACACAGGCUCAGUACUGGUAGCGGUAAACCCUUACCAGGAUUAUCCCAUGUAUUCAGCUGAGCAGGUAAAAUUGUAUCAAGGUAGAAAGCUUGGAGAACUUCCUCCACACAUCUUUGGCAUCGCUGAAACUUGCUACAGUAACAUGAAGCGCCGCCUCAAGAACCAGUGCUGCAUUAUCAGUGGGGAAUCAGGAGCAGGGAAGACAGAGAGCACAAAGCUGAUCCUUCAGUACUUGGCAGCAGUCAGUGGAGAACUCUCUGAACGACAGAUUGAAGAGCAGAUCCUGGAGUCUAACCCAAUACUGGAGGCAUUUGGAAAUGCCAAAACCAUCCGCAACGAUAACUCCAGUCGCUUUGGGAAAUAUCUGGAGAUCUUCUUCAGUCAGGAGGGAGUGAUUGAAGGAGCUCGGGUGGAGCAGUAUCUGCUGGAGAAGUCUCGUGUCUGCCAUCAGGCCCUCGAGGAGAGGAACUACCACGUGUUUUACUGUCUGCUAGCAGGAGUCACAGAGGAGGAGAAGAAAACUCUGAACCUUGGAAAAGCUGAGGAGUAUAGAUUCCUUUCUAAGGGCAGCUGUAUCGUGUGUGCAGGCAGGGAUGAUGCUAAAGACUACACACGUAUCCGUUCUGCAAUGAAAAUCUUGAACUUUACAGAAAGCCAGUGCUUGCAAAUCUUCAAUCUACUGGCGGCUAUUUUACACCUGGGAAACGUUUGCUUUGAGGCAAACACACAAAACAACCUGGAAACCAGUGAUGUCAGCAAGUCUGAGCACUUCAGCAUCACAGCGUCACUGCUGGAGGUUGAGAAGUCAUCCCUGUCAACGAGUCUGACCCAUCGUUCAUUCAAGACAAACAGAGAGAGAGUGACCAAACCUCUGAACUCCGAGCAGGCCUCUGACUGCAGGGACGCCUUCGUCAAGGCAAUCUACAACAAGCUUUUCAUCUGGAUCGUUGAAAAAAUCAACAGUGUUAUCUAUAACAAACUGAAAAAAAGCUCCAAAUCCUCUUUCUUGUCCAUUGGCCUGCUUGACAUCUUUGGCUUUGAGAACUUCUACAAAAACAGCUUUGAGCAGCUGUGCAUUAACUUUGCAAACGAGAAGCUGCAGCAGUUCUUUGUGGCCCACAUUUUCAAGCUGGAGCAGAAGGAGUACAUGAAGGAGGACAUCGUGUGGAAUAACAUCAAGUUCAGUGAUAAUGAGAAAAUCCUGGACCUCCUGGCUGGAAAGCCCUGUAACCUGCUAGCACUGAUUGAUGAAGAAAGCCAGUUUCCAAAGGGCACAGACAUCACACUGCUGAACAAGAUGAACCAGCAGCACAGCAAGAACAACACCUACAUUGCAUCAAAAAGUCAACAUGACACAGACUUUGGGAUUCACCACUUUGCAGGCGUGGUUUAUUACGACUCCAAUGGGUUCCUGGAAAAGAACCGAGAUGCCAUCAGUCCUGACAUAAUCAAGAUGAUUGAUGUCUCAGACAACAAGCUCCUUCGUCAGAUAUUCGAGUCUGAUGUUUCAGUAAAUGGAGUGAAGAUCAGUAACAACAAGAAGAUCAUCAUGACACCCAAGAGCUCACUACGGGCAAAGACUGAGGGUCGAAAGCAAGUGCCGACGCUGAGCGGUCAGUUCCGUCAGUCUCUGGACUCCUUGAUGAAGGCCCUGUCUGCCUGCGAGCCCUUCUUCAUCCGCUGCUUCAAACCCAACAACGACAAACAGUCUGAGCUGUUCGACAGAGAGCUGUGCAUGCGUCAGCUGAGAUAUUCCGGCAUGAUGGACACCAUCCGUAUCCGGAAGCUGGGAUACCCGAUUCGCCACACCUUUCAGGAUUUCCUGAGGCGUUACCGGGUGCUUCUGAAGACCACCAUCUGCAACCCCAAAACUAAGUCAGCUGCUGCUUGCUGUGAGGCGAUCUGCAGGGCGGUGAUUGAAGGAGAGGAUGAGUGGAAAAUUGGCAAAACCAAGAUUUUCCUAAAGGACACUCAUGAUGCUUUCCUGGAGCGACUGAGAGAGCAGGAGCUGAGCAGGAAAGCUGUGAUUAUCCAGAGGGUCAUGAUGGGACACAAAGACAGGAGAUCUUUUCUAAAGAAGAGGAGUGCAGUGCUGGUGUUGCAGAAAAACUGGAGAGCUUACAGACGGAGAAAACUCCAGCGUGGCUUCGAACGGCUGAUGGCAAAGAUUAGAAGUCGAAAGCUCCACUUUCAUUACCAAAAGCAGAGAGCAGCAGCGCUGACGAUACAAAGCCAGAUCCGAGGCUACAGGGCAAGAAAGAACUUGAAACAGAGGAAGGCAGCCAUUGUCCUGCAGGCCCACACCAGGGGAUAUUUGACCAGAAAAAAGACUGACAGGAUGAUUAAAGAAGCAAGAGCUAAAAAGGCCGCAUCUCUCCAGGAGAAGGAGGACCAAGAGGAAAUCGCCCUGAAGCUUCAGCAGCGUCUGCUCGAGAUCGCCCAAGAAAAUCAAUCUGAUGAAGAACAAGAGUCCAACAGUGAGCAUGAUUCAGAGGAGCACAUAUAUGAAAUGGUACCCACACUAACCGUGGAAGAACCAGCUGAGGAAGAACCAGCUGAGGAAGAAUCAGCUGUGGAAGAACCAGCUGUGGAAGAACCCCCAGUGGAAGUGGUAAAACAGGACACAUUAAAGCCAGAUGACUUGAAGAGACAAGACCUGCUGGAGCCGGAGGAGGAUCCGUCAGUUAAAAUCACCAUCAGUCCAGCCUCAAACUCAAGGACCUCGACACCUUCAAUAGGAGAAGAUGAUGAGGAGGAUGAGUUUGAUGAAGACAGUGAUCAGUUUUCUUUCUACAAGUUCAGCAUCCUCCACUUCCAGGGCGAAGAAAAUACACACAAGCACAUCACACAGAGACUCAGAAAGCCUCUUCUGUGUCACGAUGACGAGGGCGAUGCAUUGGCAUGUCUGACUGUAUUCUGGAUUAUUCUGCGUUACAUGGAGGACAUGCAAGAGCCAAAAUCUCAUGAUGCCUUGUCUCAAGCGUCCAGCACCAUUUCCAGUAAUAUUUCUAACAGACGAGGCCGCAGGCUGAGCAGCCUGGUGGGACUGGACCAGAUAAUUUUAAGGAAGAACAAGAAAAAGUUCUCAACUGGAACUGGAAGGAAAGCCUCCACUAUUCUUGAGGAGCCAGAGGAUCUGACUGAGGAUGAGGACGUUCUUAUUGGAGAGGGUCCCAAACUUCAUCGAUACCUCACAUCUCAGGAGAAACUGCAGAUCAUUAUCGGAUAUGCUCUGUCCAGACGAGGCAUAAGGGAUGAGAUCUACUGUCAGAUCUGUAAGCAGCUGGUGGAGAACAGAAACAGGAGGAGCCGAACACUCGGCUGGACUCUUCUCUCCCUUUGCCUCGGGAUCUUCCCACCAUCGGACCUCUUCAUGAAGUAUUUGGAGAGUUUUGUCCGCAGAGGGCCAAUGGGCUACGGAGCAUAUUGUUCCCAGCGCCUGCGUCGUAUUAGGGAAAAUGGAGAGAGAAAAGAGCUGCCAUGUGUAAAGGAACUAGAGGCUGCAAAAUCUAAGACACCCAUAGAGGUGUCUGUAGACACAAUGGACGGCCGCUCUAUCAGUGUGGAACUGGACUCAGCCUCCACCUCUGAAGAAGUUUGUGAAUCUAUGGCUGAAAGUAUAGGUCUCAGAGACACAGAUGGGUUUUCCCUGUACAUCAGUAUGUUUGACAAGAUGUGGUCUCUGGGCAGCUGUGGGAACCAUGUGCUGGAUGCUGUGUCACAGUGCGAGCAGGAGAUGAAGAGGCAGGGGAAGCAGGAGAAGGACGCUCCCUGGAGGCUGUCCUUCCGCAAAGAGCUGUUCACACCCUGGCAUGACUGCUCAAGGGACCAGACCAGCACAGAUCUGAUCUACAGACAGAUCAUCAUGGGGAUGAAAUCUGGAGAGUACACUAGUGAGAAGGAGGAUGAAUACAUCCAGAUGGCAGCACAGCACUAUUACAUCCGCUUUGGCUCCAUUUUCAACAAAGACAACAUGCAGAAGGUGGUUACAGAAUGCAUUGCCACGCCACUCAUUGAGAACAAAUCCAUGGCAAAGUGGGUCCAGCUCAUCAGCGCAGCACACUUACAGGGUCCUUAUGUCAACGGGGAGCAGACGUCAGAGAGUGUUAAAGGAGAACUCGUUGGCUGUGCCCGUCAGUUGUGGCCCGUUGAUUUCUCCAAAUUUUAUCAGGUCACCAUGAUGUCAGGUCCUCCUUUGGUCAAGAGUAGGUUUUUUGUGGCUGUUAACUGGAGUGGCAUCUUUUUCAUGGACGGAAGAGACAGGAGACUUCUUGAGCUUCCUUACGUUGAGGUAAAGGAAGUAAGCUUGAUAAGUGAGGAACAUUUGAGUGUUCAGUCAGUGAGCUUGGCCACAAUCAGAGGGGAGUUUGUCCUGUCAUCUCCUGAAGCUGAAGGCAUGGCAGCACUGAUAGAGGAAAACCUGAAGGGGCUGAGACAGCGCUCGGUGUACGCUGUGGUGCAAUAUGAUUCUGGUAAACAAGACGACCCAAUGUUCCUAACAUUUAAGCGUGGAGACCUGCUGCUGGUAGAAAAAGAUGAACAUUAUCCUCCCAAAGACAAGCUGAUCAGGGCAACCAACCAGCGGACCAGCGACAGCGGAGUAGUUCAUACGGACUCACUGCAGUUUCUGCCAACUCUCAGCAAACCCUCAGAUGACAUACUGGAGCUGCUCAUUCCAGGUUCAAAGAUAACUUCAGCAGCACAAAGUGCUCCACAGAGAGAGGAAACAAUGGCCCCUGUUUCUCUUAAAGAGUUUGCAAUGGAGAACUUCAGGCCUGCAGGUAAAGAUGCGGGUCGGCAGGGUGUGGGCCGAGCGGCCAGCAGGGAGAAGUUGUGGGCUUGUUCGAAAGAACCCCUCAAACAGCCACUGAUGAGGAACCUCGUACGCAACUCUGAACUCAGCAGCCUGGCCUGCAACGCCUUCACUGCCAUCCUUAAGUACAUGGGUGACUACCCUAUCAAACAAGCUCGCACUCCUCUGGAGCUCACUGACCAGAUCUUUGGUCCAGCCACACAGCAUGAAGAUCUGCAGGAUGAGAUCUACUGUCAGAUCAUGAGACAGAUGACUGGGAACACCAGCAUGUUGAGUGUGGAGCGAGGCUGGCAGCUGAUGUGGCUGUGUACAGGUUUGUUCCCACCUAGUCAAAUGUUGAUGAGACACACUCAGCGCUUCCUGGAGUCUCGACCAAAAGAACAGCUGUCUUUAGACUGUCUGCACAGGCUGAAGGCGAUGCUCAGUAAGGAGCCCAGGAAGCUUCCUCCCCACAUGGUAGAAGUGGAAGCCAUCCAGCAGAACAGCUCCCAGAUCUUCCACAAAAUCCACUUCCCAAAUGACACUGACGCUAUAUUUGAGGUGUCAUCGACGACCACAAUCAAAGAGUUGUGCUUCACUAUCGCCUCUCUGCUAAAACUUGGCUCAACUGAAGGAUACGGCUUAUAUCUGAAAACACAACACAAGGUCUCAAGUAUGGAGGAGGACAAAUAUUUCUUUGACAGCUUAAGGCAAACUUCAGAUGCUCCGAAGAAAGCUAAAAAAGGCAGAGAAGGCUCCCAGACCAACAUACCAUACCAGGUGCUCUUCAGGAGGAAGCUCUGGUUCAAUGUGAGCCCAGAGAAAGACCUGAUUGCAGACCUAAACUUCCAUUUCCCACAGGAACAGCCUAAGUACCUGAAAGGGUACCACACCUGCUCCAAAGAGGACAUGAUCAAGCUGGCCGGGCUGCUCUUCAGAACUCAGGUGGAUUCAGACAGGUCACAGUUUGUCAUGAUCCCCAAAAUGUUAAAGCAUUUGGUUCCUGCUGACCAGAUCAAACUCAUGUCACCAGAUGAAUGGAAGAAGCAUAUCAUCUCCUCCUACAACAAGCAGAGCGGGAUCACUGUGGAUGAGGCCAAAAUCGCCUUCCUGAAAACCAUUUCAAGCUGGCCGACCUUCGGCUGUGCCUUCUUUGAAGUCAAACAAACAUGUGAAUACAGCUACCCAAAUAUACUACGGAUUGCUGUCAGCAAGCAAGGUGUGAGCUUGAUAGACCCAGAGACAAAGGAGUUGCUGGUCAUGCACCAGUUUAGCCGCAUCACAGACUACCAGAGCAAAGGAAAUACUUUCCAGAUGACCAUCCGAACACUGGUGAAUACUGUCAACUUCGUCUGUGAAACCACACAGGCCAAAACAAUGGUGGACCUUCUCAGGUCAUACGUCAGCAUGUACGAGAGGCAGAGGGAGACUUUUCAGCCGAGGAACCACAUGAUUUUCUUUUGAGGCUUCAAAAGCAAAACAAUGGACUGGACUAAACUAUUAAUUUAUAUAAAAUCUCAACAACAUGGGGAGCUGGCAGCCAAAGUGAUUAAACCUGGUGGGCUAGGUUUAAGUCUGGCUUGUGGCUCCUUACCCACAUGUCCUAACCCCCUCUCUCUCUUUUUUGUCCCAGCUCUAUCCAGUGUCCUAUCUAAAAAAAGGUGGAAAAGUAAGAAAAUAGAUCUUAAAAAUCAGAAAAAAUUUCCACUCAGAUAUAUUUAUAUAUACUUUAAAUUACAAAAUCCUCCUUAAUACAGAAGACUUCUGCUGAAAAACAGUUCAUUCAUUGUAAUUCUUAACUUAGGUCUCUUACUAAAACAGAUGAGUUUGUAAAAAUGUAAGUUCAGACAAAUGUAAAAUAAUUGAAUA